Molecule: messenger RNA, 3498 nt
Organism: Gallus gallus (chicken)
Lineage: Eukaryota; Metazoa; Chordata; Aves; Galliformes; Phasianidae
Gene: L2HGDH
Product: L-2-hydroxyglutarate dehydrogenase
Exons: 10
Coding region: 10-1338 (442 amino acids)
Molecular function (GO): (S)-2-hydroxy-acid oxidase activity; (S)-2-hydroxyglutarate dehydrogenase activity
Source: RefSeq, a predicted model, not a curated record
GCCCACAAGAUGGCGGCGCUGCUCGGCCGGCGCUGCUGCGGCGCUGCGGCCGUGGCGCUGUGGAGGGCCCAGCGCCGGCAGCGCAGCACGUUCGACGUGGCGGUGGUCGGUGCGGGAAUCGUGGGGCUGGCCGCCGCCCGGCAGCUCGUCCUGAGGCACCCCGCGCUCGGCUUCGCCGUGCUGGAGAAGGAGCGGCAGCUAGCUCAUCACCAGAGUGGACAUAACAGCGGUGUAAUUCACAGUGGCAUUUACUACACUCCUGGAUCCCUGAAAGCCAAGCUAUGUGUACAAGGUGCAGCUCUCUGCUAUGAGUACUGUGACCGGAAGGGAAUACCAUAUAAGCAGUGUGGGAAGCUAAUUGUAGCUGUUGAACAAGAUGAAAUUCCAAGACUCAAAGCUCUGUAUGAAAGAGGGCUGCAGAACAACGUCCGAGGUCUGAAAUUGAUUGGAGCAAAAGAAAUACAGGCAAAAGAACCCUUCUGCAGGGGUCUGAUGGCCCUUGAUUCUCCAUAUACUGGCAUUGUGGAUUACAGACAAGUGGCUCAGUCCUAUGCUGAAGACUUCCAGGAAGCAGGUGGGACAAUCUUGACUGAUUUUGAAGUUACGGACAUGGAGAUGGCUAAAGAAAGUUCUUCAGGAAGUGAAGAUGGACUGCAGUACCCAGUCGUCGUUAGGAGCUCUAAGGGUGAGGAAAUCUACUGUCGGCACAUAGUGACCUGUGCAGGACUUUACUCAGACCGCCUGUCUGAAAUCAGUGGCUGCAGCCCUGAACCUCGUAUUGUACCCUUCCGUGGAGAUUACUUGGUGCUAAAACCAGAGAAGUGCUAUAUGGUUAAAGGCAACAUUUAUCCGGUUCCCAAUCCUCGCUUCCCUUUCCUGGGGUUUCAUUUCACGCCAAGAAUGGAUGGCAGUGUUUGGCUCGGUCCGAAUGCAGUGCUGGCCUUUAAGAGAGAGGGAUACAAGCUGUUUGACUUCAGUGCUACGGACUUUUUAGAUGCUGUACUGUACAGUGGGUUAUGGAAACUUGUCCUGAAAAACUUAUCAUAUGGCCUGAGUGAAAUGUACAGAGCGUGUUUCCUCAGUGCACAGGUGGAGGAACUUCAGAAGUUCAUCCCAGAGGUCACCGUCAAUGACGUUCUCAGGGGUCCAUCUGGAGUGAGGGCACAAGCGUUGGACAGCGAUGGCAAUUUGGUAGAUGACUUUGUAUUUGAUGGUGGCACUGGAGAUCUUGGAAGCAGAAUUCUCCAUGUCAGAAAUGCCCCUUCUCCUGCUGCCACCUCCUCCCUUGCCAUUGCAGAAAUGAUUGCUGAUGAAGUGAAGCAAAGAUUUGAGUUGUGAACGCCUGCCAGGUGCAAGGCUGUUUUACCCCUCUUGUAUGUGUAGCAGCUUGUCUGAACUCUGCAGCCUUUAAUGACGAAGAUAAAACAGGCAGCAUGUUGCUGGUACAAGAUGUGAAGUGCAAAAACAGCACUUGAAAUGUUUGCCAGCCCACAGCUUGUCAGCUUCCUGAGUAAAGGGUGUUUGGUGCCAGGCAAGACCUGGUAUGGUGCUCCCAUCUGCAAGAACCAAGCAAAUGGACCGCUCACAGUGAGGGCUUGUCUGCAGGCUCAGCUGGAGCAGCCUGUGGAGGGGCUGGUGCUUGGCACAGGCCAGCACUCACCAGGAGCACUGGCCUCCCACCAGGCCAGCAGUAGGUGGGGAAGGAAGAGUCUCUGUGGUUGGGUUACCCGCCUCUGAAGAACCCCAGGCACCAGCUGGUUCUGUGCACUGUCUCUCUUGUCUCUUUAAAUUGGCUUGGAGUCAUCAGACCCCUAACUUAUGUUAAAAUAAUGGAGAUAGAAGGAUAAACCCUGCUUAAGGGUUCUUCUGCAGAUACAGAAUUAAAGGCUUUAUCAGAGACUGAAAACCAUAUUCAGAGCUAUGUACUUAAAUGUAGAGUAUUUCAGAGAGAAAUAAGCCUGGCAAGAGAUUACCAAACCCAAGUCAAUUUCGACUGUGAAUCUGAAUUGCAUCUUUAUCAUAUCUAUUUUAGUACAGAGCUGAAAUUAAAAUGUAUACAGAAAAAGCCGUUUUUCAUUUGGCUUCGAUCUGGGAAGCCAUCAUGAAUCAGGAACUACUGUGACGGUUUGAGUUGUUGGGUAUUUUUCUCAUUUAUCUUUACCCUUUGAAUACUGGCAGGACAAAAGAAGCCUAUCUUUGUACAGCAUGUUGAGCAAUCCAGUGGAAAUGGUCUUUGUUAAAGCAGAUGUGCAGGGAGGGAAGCUACAGAAACCUGUCUUAACUGAGUCAUGUUGCAUACUGCUUCCCUUGGAGCCCAAGCAGCGGUGAGUCAGGAAGGUUUCCCAUUUCCCUCCUGGCUGCAGGAGUGGAGCUCACUCUUACUGGUGUAUGAAGCUGUAUCAAAAGGUGCACCCAGAAGAGAACCCACGUGGAGAACAUGCUGUAGAACACAGUGAGAUGUGAAACAAGUUCUGAGUUAACUGAGCAUCUCGGUGCGCUCUGCGUAAUUGCUGCAAGGAGAAAUACAUGGCCUCAGGGGCAAAGCACUUCAGAAUAUUCUUAAAGCAGAUGUUCACAGGAUGUUGGGUAACACAGAUAAUUGUGGGUAGUUUGCUACCAGGCAAUUUGCCAUGUGCUUUUUUUUUUUUUCCCUUAAUGUUGCUUUCUGUAGUUCUCUGCCAUGCACGAAGGAGGUCAGGUAUGCAGAUAAUGAGCCCAUUGAAGAAAAGUUCUUUACUGUGAGAGUGGUGAGGUGCUGGAACAGCUGCCCAGAGAGGCUGUGGAUGCCCCGUCCAUCCCUGGAGGUGUUCAAGGCCAGGUUGGAUGGGGCCCUGGGCAGCCUGGGCUGGGAUUACAUGUGGAGGUUGGUGGCCCUGCCUGUGGGGGGGGUUGGAGCUUCAUGGUCCUUGAGGUCCCUUCCAACCCGGGCCAUUGUGUGGUUCUAUGAAAAGCUCUCACCUGUAUUCCUGCCCACAGUAGCACCUGAUGAAGAUUCCCAUGCUCCAAAUGCUGUAACGCUGUACAGUGGUAUCUCACAACGGAACAACCGUAUCUCCGCUCCCCUCCAGAAGUGUUGCCAAUCAACAGUAAAUACUACAAAAAGAUUGCAAAAGCGACUUCCUCCUACACGAGGUGUGGCCCUGACAUGUAUUAACAGAACAAGAGCACUACCAUGUGAAGCAGUCAUAUACCACGGUGAGUCUUAGUGCAUUUAACAUGCACCCCGCUGUGCUUUUUACUCUCAGGAGAUGGUAGCAUUGAACCGAAGCUUCCAAAUUACACAGCAGAAGAUUUGUAUUUUUAAAGCUUGCUAUAAACCUUUUGUAAAGGAGUAAUUCUGUGAACGAUGACAAUGAGACUUAACGCAUCACUCGUGUGCUGCCCACAAGGUGUGAAAAUGUAUGGAUAUAUGUAUUUUUAAAGGGUCCCGUUCACUUGGGUGGCUCAAUCAGUCUCCCUUCUCUAUUGUCAUUAAAAGAGUGUAUUUUUCCAAAACAA